Molecule: messenger RNA, 1182 nt
Organism: Fonsecaea multimorphosa CBS 102226
Lineage: Eukaryota; Fungi; Ascomycota; Eurotiomycetes; Chaetothyriales; Herpotrichiellaceae
Exons: 5
Coding region: 1-1182 (393 amino acids)
Molecular function (GO): arylesterase activity
Source: RefSeq, a predicted model, not a curated record
AUGUCAAGCCUACUCCGCUUGUCCCUGUUCAUCCCGCUGCUCUCGGUCCUGCUGUACAACCAGUCGCCCCAGCUCCUCAAACUGGCCGGGCGCGUCGAGAUCGACAAGACCCGACUCGUGCGCUGGGAGAACAGCUCGGCGCUCAACAACCACGACUGCCAGAUCAUCCGGGCCGCCAAUGCGUGUGAAGACGUCAAGAUCCAUUUCCCGUCCCGCACGGCCUUCCUGUCGUGCGGAGAUCCCGUCGAGAGGACCCAUUGGUACCCCUGCGCCGGCGUGCGGACCGUGUCGCGUCGCGCCGAGUCCUCGUUUCGCGAGCAGCUGUUCAAGCAUGACCUGGACACCGGCACCACCACCGAGUUGCAGAUCAAGGGCCUAGAAGGCGACUUUAUCACGCACGGCAUCGACAUAUUUCCGCUCCCGGGAGAUCCUUCUCAGAUCCAUAUCUUUGCAGUCAACCAUGCUCGCAGUGGCGACUCGAUUGCCGUCUUCGCGCACACGCUCGGCUCCGACGUGGUCGAGCUGGUCAAGAACGUCAAGCAUCCCAAUAUCAAGACUGCCAACGGCGUCGCCGCAACGGGGCCUUUGGCCUUCUUUGUGACCAACGACCACUACUUCGCCGGUGGUCCCCUGCGAGCUAUGGAGGAGAUGUUGGGCCCCUGGAGCUGGGCGACCAAUGUCCAAUACUGCAACGCAGAAGACAACAUCGUCCUCUGCAGACAGGUAUCGGGCACCUUCCCAGGCGCCAACGGGCUCAGCCUGUGGAGAGAUCGACUGUUUGUCGGCGACUCGAAGAACGGCACCGUCACGGUAUUCGAGAUCCACGAGGACAAGAGCCUGGCUUAUUUGCAGACGGUGGAUCUCGGAGCUGCCGCGGACAACAUCAACGUCGUUCCCAGCACAGGCGACCUGCUCGUCGCUGUCUUCCCCACGCUGGAAGACCUGCCCGCGUACCUGGCCAACGUCCGCUCGCUGGGCAAGGACUUCCUGGUGCCGGCCGCAGCGUUGCGCCUGCGUCGCGAAACUAACUAUACCCACCCGGAGCUGGUCUACUUUGACGACGGGUCGAAUCUCAGUUUCAUGACCGCGGCCCACGUCUUUGAGGAUAUGUUUGUGGGCGCCAGCGUGCUCCAGUUCGGCGGGGUUGCUGUCUGCAAGGCCUCGAGGGGGGCCUUUGCGUAG